Musa acuminata subsp. malaccensis (wild Malaysian banana) is the source of this 1523-nucleotide messenger RNA. Its product is annotated as aspartyl protease family protein At5g10770-like. Gene Ontology annotation, biological process: proteolysis. Lineage: Eukaryota; Viridiplantae; Streptophyta; Magnoliopsida; Zingiberales; Musaceae. Gene Ontology annotation, molecular function: aspartic-type endopeptidase activity. The record is from RefSeq and is a predicted model, not a curated record.
CCACCUCUGUACUCAGUAGCCAUGGCUUCUCUUUCCUCUUCUAUUCUUCCUACACUGAUGGUUGUUCUUAUGUGUUCCCAUGUCAGGGGAGAACAAGGAAGCUAUCACAAGAUCAGUAUUCAUUCUUUAUUGCCUAGCAAAGUGUGUUCAUCAUUCAAAGAGUCUGCAAACUUCAAUUUUACGAGGUUGAAGGUAACUCACCGGCACGGACCAUGCUCGCCGCUCCGCAGCCACCCGACGCCCCUCCCUGAGCAGAUUCUAGAUGAGGAUCGAUCCCGAGUCGAUUCACUCCGCCGCCGGAUCGCCGCCGCCGCUACCUCGGCCAAGUUGGACAGGCAGCGGGGGUCGCAGGUGGGAUCGAAGAUCCCAGUGCGGCCCGGCAGCUCUGUAAGUACCGGAAACUACGUCGUCACCGUCGGAUUCGGCACCCCGAAGAGGGACCAAACCGUCAUCUUCGACACCGGGAGCGACAUCACAUGGAUCCAGUGCCAGCCAUGCGUCACCUACUGCUACGAGCAGCAAGACCCGAUCUUUAACCCAUCUGCCUCCUCUACUUACGCCAACAUCUCGUGCAGCUCCACCUACUGCUCCGAUCUCGAUAUCUCCGGCUGCAGCUCGUCCGCCUGUCUCUACGGGGUGCAGUACGGCGAUAACUCCUUCAGCAUCGGCUUCUUUGCCCAGGACACGCUCUCGUUGUCCCCCACCGACGUAAUACCCAAGUUCCCGUUCGGGUGCGGUGAGAGGAACCGCGGGCUCUUCGGCAAGGCCGCAGGGCUGAUGGGCCUCGGCCACGGUAAGCUGUCGCUGGUCACGCAGACGUACCAAAAAUACGGUGGCGUCUUCGCCUACUGCCUGCCGCCGACGUCGAGCUCCACGGGCUACUUGACCUUCGGCACCGGCUACCCAUCGUCAAAAGUCAAGUUCACGCCGAUGGUGACGGACGCGAGCACGCCGACUUUCUACUACCUCAAUCUGAUGGCUAUAAGCGUCGCCGGCCAGCGCCUCCCGAUAUCGGCGAAAGUGUUCAACGACGCCGGGACGAUCAUCGACUCCGGCACCGUCAUCACACGGCUCCCGCCGACGGCGUACUCCGCGCUGCGGUCGGCGUUCCGGCAGGCCAUGUCGAGCUACAAGACGGCAUCUGCGCUGUCCAUACUGGACACGUGCUACGACUUCACAGGACACAGCACGGUGUCCAUUCCGACGGUGGCGUUGCAGUUCGGCGGUGGCGUGACGAUGGAGCUCGACUUGUCGGGGACACUCUACGUCGGGAGCCAGUCGCAGGUCUGCCUAGCCUUCGCCGCCAAUGGCGAUGACAGCGAUGUGGGCAUACUGGGGAACGUGCAGCAGAAGACCUUCAACGUAGUCUAUGAUGUCUCCAAGAAAAAGAUUGGGUUCGGCCCAGGAGCCUGUUAGGUUGAAGCUACUUAACCUGUGGUUGGGAGAUUGAUCAAUUACAUGAUUGAUGAUGAACAAACCAAAUUAGCUAUGAAUAAGAAUGUAAAGGCAGCAACUUUACUUCA